AUGCCUCCUACACACGCAACGGAGCUCAGGCGCAUGCUUCAGGUCUUCCUAGACAUUACGGAAGAGCGCUCAGGAGCGCUCUCACCUCGCGCUGCCCUCGCUAAGCUCAAGAGCGCUCUCGCUCGCGGGCACCUAUUCAGCGGCUUCUCUCAAGGUCCACCCGAAUGGCAACCUGGCCUUAGGCCACUUAGGCUUGACAGGUCUACUACAGAACCUGCUUGCGAUGAGCUAAACCUGUACGGACUGCUGUGCGCCGAGGUCGGCGCCGUCAAGGAGUACAGUUCCACAUCGCUUCUCUGGAACUCUCUCUACGCUGUCCAGCCCGUCAUCCUCCAAUGGAUAGAAUUCUUCCAUCCCAUGAACAGAAACAUUCGACUCAAGGAUGACGCAGAGUACUCCUAUGGGGUCGGGGUUACCCUCAUAUCCCUCUUCGGCGGCCUUAUUUACCCGCGCCUCGUUAUGGAGACCCAGCAGCUUGCUAGCUGGAUCAUCGGUCAUCGACUGGACGUAUAUAUAACCGACUUCUGGGUUAACCUCCCUCGGUACGUUGUGGACCCGUCGGGUGGCACAGCCGCGAGAGCGAUGGAGUGGAUGUAUACCCUCUUUCGCUGCCUGCGAGGCGCGCGGAUGCCUGCGCGCAUAGGCGAACUCCUUCUCGAGCGCACUAGCGAGAAUCCACGCCGUCUGUGCCGUAGUAUCGCAUACUACGCGGAGGUCAUACCUGUAAAGGAGUAUGCCACAUUGACGGACAACCUCUGGGAACUAGCCUGCCAUCUCAUCUCCGAAGCCCCCGAGCUCGUUCCUUCUACGGUGCGCCUUGUCUCUGCAAUCAAAUACGCCGCCGACUUCAACGCAUGGACGAUUGCCAUGGGUUCGGGCUUCUAUCUCCAAAACCUUUGGAUACGCACUUCGAGCCUCCGCGCUUUGGAGAUCUCCCUCCGGGCCGGUGUGUUCGAAAUCCUGGUCGACCUCAGCAGGAAACUCCCGGCCUUCGAGCGCGCGCUGCACGAGAAUCUCGAUAUUUUCUGCUCCAAAUCACACGGCAGCAGCGGCGGGAGGCCAGACAGCAUUGCCAAGUAUGUUGCCGGAACAAGAGCGGUGAAGGACGCUGCUGCAGAGACACGCGUACGACUAGAGUCAUGCGAUGCAGCGGGUGCUUCAACGCUUUUUACUGCUCCACCGCGUGUCAGCGAGCGCACUGGCACCAAGGUCACAAUAUAG
Messenger RNA from Schizophyllum commune H4-8, 1221 nucleotides. RefSeq lists its product as uncharacterized. The record is from RefSeq and is a predicted model, not a curated record. Bases 1 to 1221 code for a protein of 406 amino acids. Lineage: Eukaryota; Fungi; Basidiomycota; Agaricomycetes; Agaricales; Schizophyllaceae. The transcript is spliced from 4 exons.